GCCGUUGCUUGUUCGUCCAGCCCUGCUGCCGCCCGCGUUGUGAUUGAGCAAGAUGGCUGCCACCUCGCAAUCUGCCGCCUUUGCGGAACAGGAAGAGGGACCUCGCGUCCUUGACGAUCAAUGGCAGCGCCAGCAGCAAAAGACCUUCACGGCCUGGAUCAACUCGCAUCUGCGCAAGCGCAGCCUCAAGAUUGAGGAUAUCGCUGUUGACCUGUGUGAUGGCAAGCUCCUCCUGCAACUCGUCGAGAUUAUUGCCGACGAAACCCUGCCCAAGGCUGCCAAGGGCAAGAUGCGCAUUCAUAAUGUUGAGAACGUCGGCAAGGCCCUCAACUUUAUUCAAAGCAAGGGCGUCAACGUCUCGUCCAUUGCUCCCGAAGAGGUCGUGGAUAGCAACCUCAAGAUGAUCCUGGGUUUGGUGUGGAUGUUGAUUCUCCGAUUCGAGAUCCAGGACAUUUCCGAGGAGCACAUGAACGCCAAGGACGCCCUCCUCCUGUGGUGCCAGCGCAAGACUGAGCCCUACAACAACAUUGACAUCCAGAACUUCCACAUGUCCUGGAAGGAUGGUCUGGGCUUUUGUGGCCUCAUUCACCGCCAUCGCCCCGACCUGCUCGACUUUAGCAAGUUGCGCAAGGACAACCCCCGCGAGAACUUUGAGCUGGCGUUUGAGGUGGCAGAGCGUGAUCUUGACAUUCCCAAGAUGCUCGACGUUGAGGACAUGCUCACUUGCAUCAAGCCUGACGAGCGCUCUGUCAUGACUUACGUGGCCGCGUACUACAAGGCCUUUGCCAGCUCCAACAAGUCAGAGCUGGCUGCCAAGAAGAUUGCCGCCGUCCUGGAGACCAACCGCGAGCACGAGCGCAUGAUGGAGGAAUACGAAGAAAUGGCCACUGAUCUUCUUGCUUGGCUCAACACCAACAUUGAGCGCCUGGAUCAGCGCCCUGCCCUCAACACCGUCCCAGAGUGCCAGUCGCAGCUCGAGGAGGCCAACAAGUUUCGUGGCGAGGAAGUUCCACCCAAGCUCGAGGAGAAGAGCCGCCUCGAGAUGCACUACGCCACCCUUCAGACCAAGCUGCGCCUCUCCGGUCGCCCUCCCUAUGUGCCCAAUGAGGGCAAGGAGAUCGAGGACAUUCACAACCGCUGGCAGGAUCUCGAAACGGCCGACGGUAACCACAAGGACUUUCUCCUUGAGGAGCUGCGCCGCGUGCGGUUGGCUGAGAGCAAGGCGGAGCGCUUCAACGCCAAAGCCACCACCCACGAAAACUGGACCCAGGGCCGCGACGAAGAGCUGGCCAGCGACGACUACAGCGACAAGAACCUGGCGGGCAUCUCAGCUUUGCUGAAGAAGCAUGAGGCGUUCCAGUCAGAUUUGACGGCUCACGAGCAGCGCGUGCAUGAGAUUGGUACGCUUGCCAAUGAGCUCGACGAGUUGCGCUAUCACGAUGCCGACUCGGUCAACGACCGCUAUGCCGCCAUCUACGAGACGUGGCAGACGCUGGUGCAGCUUACCCAUGACCGCCAGACCAACCUGCAGCAAGCAGAAGAGCGACAGCGUCAUCUGGAUGACCUCUUUUUGGAGUAUGCCAAGCAGGCGCCCCCCUUUGGCAACUUUGCUGAGCUCGCCUGCGAGAAGUUGCAGGAACCCUACAUUGUGGACACGGAGGAGGAUGUGACCGUGCUUCAGCAAGAGCAUGAGGCCUUCAAGGCUGAGCUGCCCCAAUACCAACAAGCCUUUGAGAGCCUGCAGGUGCUGCAACAGGGCAUGCAGGAGCUGGGUAACACCAGCAAUCCCUACUCGCCCCACAACUUUGAGGACCUGUCACAGCAGUGGACUCGCGUGCAGGAACUCGUGACCCGCCGCGAUGAGCAGCUUGCCGAGGAAGCGUCCCACCAGCAAGGACGCGAGCAGAUCCGCCGUGAGUUUGCCAGUGCCGCGGAUGAGGCAUCUGCCUUCCUGCAAAAUAAGGAUUCGACUGUGAACCAAAUCAUUGAACAGUCGACGCAGGCCACCCUUGAAGAUGCCGUGCAACAGCUCCAGGGCCUGCAGACCGAGGUCGAGCAACACCGCAGCUCGCAGGACGCCCUCGAGGGCAUUCACCAGAAGCAGCAGGAGAAGCUCAUCUACAAGAACCCUCACACGUCUGCCACCAUCGAGUCUGUGCGUGGUCACUUCAACGCCCUCAAGAACCGCAUCGUGGCUCAGGUCAACGAGUUUAACAACCAAAUUCUCUCGCGCGAUGCCACCAACAUCACCGACGAGCAAAUGGCUGAGUUCCGCCAGAGCUUUGAGCAUUUUGACAAGGACAAGAGUGGUCGCCUCGAGCGUCGUGAGUUCCAUGGUGUGCUCCUCUCCCUUGGCCAUCCCGUGGCGGAGGUGUACAAGGACGAUGGCUCUGACAAGGAAUUUGAGUCUAUUUGGGAGCGCGUCGACCUCAACAAGGAGGGCACCGUGACCUUUGAUGAAUUUGUUCGCUUCAAGGCCGAGGAGAGCGCCGGCGCCGAGACCUCCUCCCAGCUUCUCGAAGCAUUCCAAAUCCUGGCCAAUGGCCAACCCUACGUCAUGGCCACGGAUCUGCAGCGCGAGCUGUCCCCAGAGCUUUACGAGUAUUGCGUUCAGCACAUGGUUCCCUAUGGCGAUGGCCCUGAAGGUGCUUUGGAUUAUCAGUCCUUCGCCACCGCGCUGUACGGCGAGUCAGAGUUGUAGAUCGGAAGAUGACACUUGUUGUUUUCUAUCAGGUGAUCGGUGUUUCUCAAUUGCUGCUUAUGCCACCGCGUGUUGGGUGCUUCCCAGUUGGCUAGUGUCUGAUUCGCCACUUCCGUGUGCGGCUCAAACCCUUUCAGCUCGGUCUUCAAGCACAUGUUUCCCCUUCCUCUCUUGUUCCAGUCUUUUUGUGUUGGUGUUGGUAUUUCUUUUUUUACAAAUAAUUUGUCACAAACGACUGCCAGCAAAAGCGAGAAAAAUGUUUCGCUGCGCUUGCAUCGUUAUGGACUGCAAACCAACGGACAAGAUCAGAAGAAUUUAUUCCCAUAUC
This is a messenger RNA of Monosiga brevicollis MX1, 3029 nucleotides long. RefSeq lists its product as uncharacterized. Gene Ontology annotation, cellular component: cell junction; cortical actin cytoskeleton; cell projection. The coding region runs from base 53 to 2701 and encodes 882 amino acids. Gene Ontology annotation, biological process: actin cytoskeleton organization. Gene Ontology annotation, molecular function: actin filament binding; calcium ion binding. The record is from RefSeq and is a predicted model, not a curated record. Lineage: Eukaryota; Choanoflagellata; Craspedida; Salpingoecidae. The transcript has 4 exons.